Pocillopora verrucosa is the source of this 576-nucleotide messenger RNA. The record is from RefSeq and is a predicted model, not a curated record. NCBI's taxonomy places the organism in Eukaryota, Metazoa, Cnidaria, Anthozoa, Scleractinia, Pocilloporidae.
UUAUCAGUGCGUAAAAACUGUGCCGAGCUAUACAAAUCUGGUCGAAUAACCAGCGGUGUUUACAGAAUCAAACCGGAUGGUAUUGGAUCUGACUUUAAAGUGUUUUGUGAUCAAAAAACUACUGGCGGGGGAUGGACAGUGGUCCAAAAGAGGCUGGAUGGCUCUGUUCUUUUCGAUCGCGACUGGUCUAACUACAAGCUUGGCUUUGGUAAUCUUGAUGGCGAGUUUUGGCUCGGACUGGAAAAAAUACACCGCUUGACAAAAUCCCCCAGCAAGCUUCGAGUCGAUCUGGAAGAUUUUGACGGCAAAACUUCUUACGCUGAAUACGACUUAAUUGUGGUAGCGACUGAAAGUAAGAAGUACCAGUUGAGCGUUGGGAAAUAUUCAGGAAGAGCUGGCGACUCCCUUACUCAACAUCACGGCUAUCCCUUUUCAACCAAGGAUCGGGACCAUGACAGCCAUAGCAGUAACUGUGCUGAGAAAUAUAAAGGAGGCUGGUGGCAUUUUGACUGUUAUUACUCAAACCUGAAUGGUGUCUAUCAGACACAGACCAGUGGAUUUUUACAGCAUAAAUAA